Messenger RNA from Bufo bufo (common toad), 1839 nucleotides. It is a transcript of the gene TMEM144, whose product is annotated as transmembrane protein 144. Gene Ontology annotation, biological process: carbohydrate transmembrane transport. The transcript has 12 exons. Gene Ontology annotation, molecular function: carbohydrate transmembrane transporter activity. NCBI's taxonomy places the organism in Eukaryota, Metazoa, Chordata, Amphibia, Anura, Bufonidae. Gene Ontology annotation, cellular component: membrane. The coding region runs from base 147 to 1223 and encodes 358 amino acids. The record is from RefSeq and is a predicted model, not a curated record.
CAAUGCACAGCCGAACUUCUCGGUCACGUGAUCAGGAAGAAAGUCACCUGACCUGUUCUAGUCUGCAUCAGGAAACAAGUCCAUAGCAGUGCUGGAGGGAGAGCAGCAGAGCCGGAUCCAGAGAAAGAUCCCAAAGAAACCAAGCUAUGGAGGACUGGAUGACUGACAAUAACCAUACUGCCAAUAGUAACAGCUCUAAUUUAGCACUUGGCUUCGCAUCUUCCGUUAUAUCGGUCGUCUUGUUCGGUUCUAACUUUGUCCCUAUAAAGAAGUUUGACACUGGAGAUGGCAUGUUCUUUCAGUGGAUUCUCUGUGCAUCAAUAUGGAUCGUGUCAUUAGUGGUCAAUAUCGUUCUUCGCUCUCCUAAAUUCUGGCCUGUUGCAAUGGUUGGAGGCUUUGUUUGGGCUACAGGUAAUAUUACAGUUGUUCCCAUUGUAAAGACAAUUGGACUAGGUUUGGGCCUUCUCCUUUGGGCGUCUUCAAAUCUUCUUACUGGAUGGGCAAGUUCCAGGUUUGGAAUGUUUGGAAUAAACCCAGAAGAAGUUGAAAGGCCGUAUCUAAACUAUGCAGGGGCAGGCCUAUCAGCUUUGAGUGCAAUUAUUUUUCUGUUUGUGAAAACUGAAGUUAAAAGUGUUACCUCAGAGUCAGAAACAACCCCACUUCUCAGGAAUAGUAUUAACACCCAGGAACACGCUGGUAUAGAUGAAUCCUGGGUAGACAAAUUCUCACCUUUGCAAAGGCGAAUAAUAGGCUCGGUACUGGCUGUAGGAGCAGGCGUUCUCUAUGGAUCCAGCUUUGUUCCAGUUCUUUAUAUUAAAGACCACAGUACGAACAAUGAGAGCAUAUAUGCGGGAUCCAGUCAGUUUGAUCUUGAUUAUGUGUUUGCACACUUCAGUGGAAUAUUCCUCACAAGUACUGUCUACUUCCUUAUUUACUGUGCUGUAAUGAAGAACCAGCCUAAAGUCUAUCCAAAAGUAAUACUGCCUGGAUUUAUCUCUGGCAUCCUUUGGGCAAUCGCGACUUGCUGCUGGUUCCUGGCUAAUAACUAUCUAAGCGCCGUGGUCAGCUUCCCCAUAAUAACCGCGGGCCCUGGAUUGAUUGCUGCACUUUGGGGAGUUUUAGUCUUUAAAGAAAUAAGGGGAAUGAGGAACUACCUGUUGCUGAUACUGGCCUUCUGUAUUGUCCUAACAGGUUCUCUUCUAACAGCUUUUUCUAAGACAUGAUUUGGCCACAAGGUGGUGCUGCACGUGUGUUUUUGAUAAACAUUCACUCCUUAUAAAACUAUAUGUUUGGGUCUUAAUUUUUACUUGGCAGAAAACAAAUUAUUCUGUUACGUUGCCUGGAUGAAUAGCCGCAGCAGGUCAAAGGUGAUGUGGGUACAAUUCACACUCAGUUCAAUGCGUUUUGGUAGACCGCGCGUGUUUCAGGUAACCACUCCAGAAUCAGAGUAUCCACUUCUGCACGUAUGGGUAAAUCAUUAAUCUCCACAGGAAUCCCUUUUCCUCCACUGGAUAUAGGCAGUAUGGUGGAAACUAUGCUCCGCAAAAUCACUACAUGCAGAACCAAUAUAGACCUUCGACAUAUCACCAACAUUAUCGGAAUAAUGGGGAUAGUAACUACCAAGGGAAUUACCGCAGAGAUGCGCAUAGAGGUGUGAACACUAAUCAAUGGGGAGAAAAUAGAACAGAUACACCCAAGACUCUACCCGAAGGAAUAGGAGUCCUAGUAUACAGAGAGAAACUAUCACAAACACAGAAAAUUUUCCUCACCAGGCGAUAAAGGGAAGCCAAAGGGACAAUAUGGAAGUAACCAGAAUAAAGGAAAAACAGAAAAGUGUGA